AUGGCCAGUAUGUUUGAGCUAGUUCGGAAUGUCUACUACUUCUUCAUGGGUCUGUUGGUCAUGUACGUCUCUUUCCUUUCAGACCAAUAUCUUUGGUCCAAAGAGACAACACCAGCAGCUUUUCAGUAUAUAGAGGAAAUAUGCAUUCAACCCAACUUCAGAAACUACACCUUUGAUUGCACCAAGCUUUUGACACCCGACCCUGAGAACGUCAAAGCUGUAACUUCUAAGGAAGAUCUUCUCAUGGUUGCUUUAAACAAGACUCCUACUUUGGCUCAAUCCCUUCUAGACGACUUAAACGAGCUCAACUGCUCGAGUCUCGGUUGGGGUUGGGUCGAUAACAAGUCAGAAGUUUUGGAUUGUAUAGAUGAAUUCGAUAUAAUAGUAAAGCUGUUCGAUGAAGCUGUGUCUUCCUUGCGAGGUGGAGAUCCAGCUACGCUCGAUUAUGUCUUCAGACACAUUGAGAUAUAUCAAACAGCUUGCAUGAACAGGAGAGACGAUGUUAAGCCUGAUAUAGUUGUUGCACAAGAUGGAUCAGGCCAUGUCAAAUCUAUAUUUGAAGCUGUUGAAUUAGCUCCUAAGUUUGGAAGCAGACCUUUCGUUAUAAAGAUAAUGGCUGGAGUUUACAGAGAAUACGUUGUCAUCCCCAAGGACAAGACUAAUCUUCGAUUUGUUGGUGAAAGCAGUAAAACAACUAUCAUAACUGACAAUCGAUAUCAUUGUGGAGUAUCGAUAAUUGAAUCUGCUACCAUGUCUGUAUGUGGUUUUGGAUUCACUGCUGAAGAACUAACCAUUGAAAACACUGCCAAACCUACAAAGCAAGCUGUUGCACUUGCUGUUUCUGCAGAUAGAGUUGCCUUCUAUAAGUGCAACUUCACUGGAUACCAAAACACACUCUAUGUGCAUAAAGGCAACCAAUUUUAUAAAAAUUGCAUUGUGGAAGGCACAAUGAACUUCAUUUUUGGAAAGGGCAGUGCUGUGUUUCAAGAGUGUCUUAUUUUGGUUAAAGAGCCAUUGUUAAAUCAAAAGCAUAUAUUAACUGUUGAUGGAAGGAAUGAGGACCCAAAAGUUUUGGGAAAUAUGUUGGAUUGGAAUGAUCAAGGCCAGCUUGGUUCUACAAACAACGUUGAACAUGAAAACUUUGGUGUUGGGACUAAUUUGGAAAGUGUUAAAGGGAAAGGAUACAAUAGUAAACUCCCAUGA
Quercus lobata is the source of this 1203-nucleotide messenger RNA. RefSeq names its product pectinesterase 3-like. Gene Ontology annotation, molecular function: pectinesterase activity. Gene Ontology annotation, biological process: cell wall modification. NCBI's taxonomy places the organism in Eukaryota, Viridiplantae, Streptophyta, Magnoliopsida, Fagales, Fagaceae. The transcript is spliced from 4 exons. Bases 1 to 1203 code for a protein of 400 amino acids. The record is from RefSeq and is a predicted model, not a curated record.